This is a messenger RNA of Apis laboriosa (Himalayan honeybee), 1343 nucleotides long. RefSeq names its product WW domain-binding protein 2 (gene Wbp2). Gene Ontology annotation, cellular component: nucleus. Gene Ontology annotation, molecular function: transcription coactivator activity; chromatin DNA binding. The record is from RefSeq and is a predicted model, not a curated record. The transcript is spliced from 6 exons. NCBI's taxonomy places the organism in Eukaryota, Metazoa, Arthropoda, Insecta, Hymenoptera, Apidae. Bases 105 to 977 code for a protein of 290 amino acids. Gene Ontology annotation, biological process: positive regulation of DNA-templated transcription.
UUGCGCACUGCGUCAUAUAGUCAUACUUAUCAUUUAUGAAUCAGCUGACGAAGAAAGAUUGUUCCUGCAAAUUUUAACCGUAUUGAAAGAAAAAAUAAAAAAGUAUGUCGUUAAACACAGCGCACGCUAACGGCGGUGUUUUAAUACACGCUGGAGAAUGCAUAUUAUUAUUUUGUGAUCAUGUCACAAUGGAAUUCCAUGGACAAGAACAAGCAGAAUUUAUUGGUAGCAAACGUGGCAGAUUAUAUUUAACUACACACAGAAUGAUUUUUAAUGCCAAAGAUCAAAAGGAAAAAAUGCAAUCAUUUAGUUUCCCAUUUAUAACAUUGAGUGAAGUUGAAGUAGAACAACCAAUGUUUGGAGCUAAUUACAUCAAAGGUAAAUGUCGUGCUCAACCAAAUGGCAAUUGGAUUGGAGAAUGCAAGUUCAAAUUACAUUUUAAAAGUGGUGGUGCAAUAGAAUUUGGUCAAGCUAUGUUAAGAGCAGCAGCAAUGGCUCAACAAAAUGGACCUGUAAAUGAUGCUCCACCACCAUAUCAACCUCCAACAUCAAAUUGGUAUGCAGCACCACCACCUGCUUACCAAGCAGCACCAACAGGAUAUUAUGGAUGGCUACCACGAAAUGAUGCUUUUUCAGAUACACCACCAGCCAAUAGCGUAUAUAUGACGGAUAUGCCACCUCCAUAUCCUGGUAUAAAUACACCUUAUCAAGGAUAUGCAAAUGUACCACCACAAGGUGCAUGGGGAAAUUCCAGUCAACAGCCUGGUUGGACACCACCUCAACAAAAUGGUGCACCUGGGUGGGCUAAUCCAAGUUAUAAUGCCCAACCAAUGUCCCAAGCAGAUGCAAAAGCAGCAGAAGCUGCUCAAAGUGCUUAUUAUGAUCCAAAUAGACCACAAUGUGCCUAUGUUCCACCUCCUGCGUACUAUGAAAGUCCACCAAGUUUCCAGCAAGCAACAGAGAAGAAAGAUCAAUAAUAAUGUAUUCUCAAUGUGAAAAUGUUGCUAAAACAUCAACAUAAUGUUGUUGUUCAAUUAGUAUUAUAUGUAUAAUAUGCUGCUACAUAGCAACAGGUAUAUGCAUUCCAUUUUAGAUUCUGCUGUAUUGUUGUUUUGGUGUGUGUAAUAAAACGAAACAAUAUUUCUAUCUUUCCUAUACUAUUCACAAUUUUUGAAUAUACUAUGUAUUGUACUUUUAUGUUUCAAAGUACACAAGUAUUACUUAUACUUACUAUGUAAAUUGUAUAAAUGAUCUAUUAAAAAAAACUUUGUUGUGUUUUAUGCAAUUAAAUGGAUAUAUAAAAUAAAAAAGUUGCUAUGCAUAUAUACAUAUGAAAAAAAAAU